Molecule: messenger RNA, 5561 nt
Organism: Labrus mixtus (cuckoo wrasse)
Lineage: Eukaryota; Metazoa; Chordata; Actinopteri; Labriformes; Labridae
Gene: tbc1d9
Product: TBC1 domain family, member 9 (with GRAM domain)
Exons: 21
Coding region: 633-4463 (1276 amino acids)
Molecular function (GO): calcium ion binding
Source: RefSeq, a predicted model, not a curated record
ACAGCGCAGGAGAACGAGGCGGAGAGGAGGAGUAGGCUACAGGACAGACGCGUUUUGUCGGGUUAACUGUUGAAAUAGAAUCGUGCUGCCUACUCGUUAGAGCGAACAUUGCAGCCGAGAGAGCACACGGAGCAGUAAGUGUUCAUGUCGAGCGGCUGUUACGCUGUUUCUCCGCUAAACAGCGACGCAAACCGUGUUUCAGUCGGGAUCGCACCUGCCACGGGGGCAUGAACAACAAAGCCUGAUCCAGCACUGCGCUGUGCGGCAACUAACCGAGCCAGGCUACCAACGAAAACAUCGAAGAAAAUUAAUUUAUAUUUAAACCCACGCAGGAGACAGGUGCUGUAAGGGCAGGUCUGUGUGCACGCUGCUUUUUGGACCUCCAUAUUUGCAGGCCGACCCGAGUCGAAUCGUGCCCUGCAGCUUUUUUUCUUUCUUUUUUUUAAUUAACACUUGCAUGUGCGUCUUACUCUCGCUCGGAUAUAUCCGAUUAUUUUUUAGGGUCGUGUGGGAAGAGAACAGGCCUCCAUCUGGGCUUUUAAUAAUUGAAUAACCCCUCCUGGUCGGAGCAGUUUGAUGGUCGCCGUCACAGUCCCGUGUGUUCAAUGUUCCCUUAAAAAACCAGGAGAAAUAUGUGGGUCAGUCCCGAAGAUGUGUUACUGGCAGGCGCGUUGUGGAUCACCGAGAGAGCAAAUCCAUAUUUCAUCCUUCAGAAACGGAAGGGCCAUGGGGACGGAGGCGGAGGACUGGCGGGUUUGCUGGUCGGGACCCUGGAUGUGGUCUUGGACUCCAGUGCUCGUGUGGCCCCUUAUAGGAUCCUGUACCAGACCCCAGACUCCUUAGUAUACUGGACCAUCGCUCAUGGAACGUCCCGUAAAGAGAUCACCGAGCACUGGGAGUGGCUGGAACACAACCUGCUGCAGACCCUGUCCAUCUUUGAGAACGAGAAUGACAUCACCACCUUUGUCAAGGGAAAAGUCCAGGGCAUCAUCGCAGAGUACAACAAGAACCACGAUGUCAAAGAAGACGACGACACGGACAAGUUCAAGGAGGCCAGCGCCAAGUUCCGAAAGCUGUUUGGCAUGCCGGAGGAGGAGAAGCUGGUCAACUAUUACUCCUGCAGCUUCUGGAAGGGCAAAGUGCCGCGGCAGGGCUGGCUCUACCUCAGCAUCAACCACAUUUGCUUCUACUCCUACUUACUGGGAAAAGAAGCCAAACUGGUGGUGCGUUGGGCCGAUAUCACCCAGCUGGAGAAGAGCGCCACUCUCCUGCUGCCUGAUGCCAUCAAGGUCAACACCCGCCUCAACGAGCACGUCUUCUCCGUCUUCCUCAACAUCAACGAGACCUUCAAGCUGGCUGAGCAGCUGGCCAACAUCGCCAUGCGGCAGCUGCUGGACAACAAAGGCUUCGAGCAGGACCGCUCGCUGCCCAAGCUCAAGAAGAAGUCUCCCAAGAAGGUGUCGGCACUGAAGAGGGAUCUGGACGCCAGAGCUAAGAGUGAGCGUUACCGAGCGCUCUUUCGUCUGCCCAAAGAUGAAAAACUGGACGGGCACACAGACUGCACCCUGUGGACUCCCUUUAACAAGAUGCACAUCCUGGGUCAGAUGUUUGUUUCCACCAACUACAUCUGCUUCACCAGCAAAGAGGAGACGAUGUGCAGCCUCAUCAUCCCACUACGUGAGGUUACCAUUGUGGAGAAGGCAGACAGCUCCAACGUGCUGCCCAGCCCGCUCUCCAUCAGUACCAAGAACCGUAUGACUUUCCUGUUUGCAAACCUGAAGGACCGAGACUUCCUGGUCCAGAGGAUUUCUGACUUCCUGCAGCAGACCAGCUCCAAGAUCUACCUGGAGAGGGAACUCACAGGCAGCCUGAACAGCUCAGAUGAUGAGGCUUACUCUCAGCAUGGAUCUCUGCUCUCCAGCAGCCCACAGCACAGUUUGGGCUCAGAAAGCGAGCGCACGUUCAACCUCAACGACAGCAGUGUGCCCACCGCCACGCAGGCCCUCAUGACAUUGUACCGCCGCGGCUCACCCGAGGAGUUCAAUCCAAAGCUGGCUAAGGAGUUCCUAAAGGAGCAGGCGUGGAAAAACCACUUUACAGAGUAUGGGCAGGGAGUGUGUAUGUACCGCACGGAGAAAACGAAGGAGCUGGUCCUCAAGGGGAUCCCAGAGAGCAUGAGAGGAGAGCUGUGGCUGCUCUUCUCUGGGGCAAUCAACGAGAUGGCCACCCACCCCGGAUACUAUGAGGACCUGGUGGAAAAGUCGAUGGGAAAGUACAACUUGGCCACAGAGGAGAUCGAGCGCGACCUGCAUCGCUCUCUCCCCGAACACCCGGCCUUUCAGAACGAGAUGGGCAUCGCUGCGCUGCGCAGGGUCCUCACAGCGUAUGCAUUCAGAAACCCAAACAUCGGAUACUGUCAGGCUAUGAAUAUUGUGACAUCUGUGUUGCUGCUUUACGCCAAAGAGGAGGAGGCUUUUUGGCUGCUGGUGGCACUCUGUGAGAGGAUGCUGCCCGACUACUACAACACCAGGGUCGUAGGAGCUCUCGUCGAUCAGGGUGUGUUUGAGGAGCUGGCCCGUGAGUACGUCCCUCAGCUGUACGACUGCAUGCAGGACCUGGGGGUCAUCUCCACCAUCUCGCUCUCCUGGUUCCUCACCCUCUUCCUCUCCGUCAUGCCGUUUGAGAGUGCAGUGGUGGUGGUGGACUGCUUCUUCUACGACGGCAUCAAGGUCAUUUUCCAGCUGGCGCUCUCCGUGCUGCACGCCAACAUCCACCAGCUGCUGGGCUGCAAGGACGACGGAGAGGCCAUGACUGUGCUGGGCAGAUACUUGGACAGUGUGACCAAUAAGGACAGCACCCUCCCUCCCAUCCCCCACCUCCACUCCUUACUGACAGACAACGGUGAACCACAUCCUGAGGUCGACAUCUUCAAACUGUUCCGCAGCUCCUACGAGAAAUUUGGUUCGAUCCGUGCAGAUGUGAUUGAACAGAUGCGCUUUAAACAGAGACUGAGGGUCAUCCAAACCAUUGAAGAUACGACUAAACGCAACGUGGUCAGGACCAUUGUAACAGAGACUGCCUUCAGUAUCGAUGAGUUGGAGGAGCUCUACGUGCUCUUCAAGGCAGAGCACCUGACCAGUUGCUACUGGGGUGGCAGCAGUAACCCCACAGAGCGGCAUGACCCCAGCCUGCCGUACCUGGAGCAGUACCGCAUUGAUGUGGAGCAGUUCAAAGGCCUCUUCGACCUGCUGUUCACGUGGGCCAACGGCGUCCACUCCGACCCGCUCGCCCUGCGCUUCUUCCGCCUGCUCGACCAGAACGGAGACGGCCUCCUCAACUUCAGGGACUUCAUCAAUGGCCUGGGUGUUCUGUGUCAUGGAGACCUCACAGAGAAGCUGAAGCUCCUUUACAAGAUGCAUGUGUUACCUGAAAUCACCCAUGAACAGGAGGAGCCGGACUCUGCCUUCGAGGCCACUCAGUACUUCUUUGAAGACAUCACUCCAGAAACAUCCAUUGGCAACGACUCGAAGUGCAGAAAUGAGAGGGACGAUGGCUUCGUCAGAGUUACAUUUAAGACUGAAAAAGUGAAGAAACUAAACACUCCUGAAUGCCGCCAUUACCUGAAACUGUGGAACCAGGAGACAAAACCUAAACUAGAAAACAUGAAAGACCUCCCCAAGCUCAAUCAGAGCCAGUUCAUUGAGCUUUGCAAGACCCUGUACAGCAUGUUCAGCGAGGAUGUAUCUGAACAGGAGCUCUAUCACGCCACAGCCACAGUCACCAGUCUGCUGCUGGAGAUGGGAGAGGUGGGGAAGCUCUUCUCCUCCUCCUGUGGCAGAAGGGAGCACAACAUGGAGAAAUCUGAGCCAAGCAUGUGCAGGAGAGACCCCAAAGAUCCCAAAACCACCCAGGAGGAGCCUGCGUCAGACGACACCUUCACUCCCCCAGGUCUGGAGAACAAGCCGAGCCCAUGUGAGGAGGGCAAAGGGGACGAGCAGCUGCCACCUAUGCAAGACAUCAAGCUGGAGGACGCGUCCCCUAAAGACACAGGCACGUCCUCCGCCAUGCUUAUCUCAGACGAUGAAACCAAAGAUGACACCUCGAUGUCGUCUUACUCGGUGCUCAGCGCGGGUUCCCACGAGCUGGAUGACAAGCUGCAGUGCGAGGACAUCGCAGAUGACACGGUGCUGGUACGCAGCGAGGACGGCCAUAAUGUUGAAAGAAGUAGCCGAGCUCGCGGCGGUGAACCACAGGACAGAGGUAUGCCUCACAGCACCAGCAUCGAUAAAGACUGGGCCAUCACGUUUGAGCAGUUCCUGGCCUCUGUGCUCACCGAGCAGGCCCUGGUGCACUAUUUUGAAAAGCCGGUGGACGUGGCAGCCCGUAUAACCAACGCUAAGAAUGUGCGUAAAACUGGGCGCCCCCUGUCAACAAGUGACUAUGAGAUCUCGCUUUCUGGCUGAGGCCGUUUUUAAAACAGGAUUUCCAGAAAGACUCUGCUGUUUUAAAGGGAAAAUGUUCUCAUCAGUCAUUGGUGUGAAAAAUGUCUGUGAGUCAUUUAGAGGAGAGUGAAGGUCAAUGUAAAAAUAAGUGUGUAUGAUGGUUGAAUGAAUGUGACCAAAAAACUGCUCUUAGCGGUUUAUUUUAUCAGAUGUGAAAGACUUUUAUUAUAACAAUCACUAGAUUCUGUCCAGCUAAGAGGAAACAGGACGUUAUGAAUAGUAAAGGUUUGCUACAAUGAAAUCAGUGUGAACAUGUAGUAGCUGUACUGUAUAACACAAUAUGCAUAGGUGGAAAAUAUUUAAUCUCUAGUUCUCUUAGGCUAUAUACUAGAUGUAAAUGUCCACAGGAACAGAAGAAUUUCAAACUGAGAUGUUGACGUCUGUGUACAGUCACCAAACAUUAUACCUGCUCAAACCUUGUUUUUAUUAAUUUUACUUUUACCAUUCCAUUUGCUGAAAUCCCAAACUAUUUUGAGUUUGUCUAUCAUUGACAAUAUGAGGAAAACCCCCAAAACACAGCUGUGGAAAUUCAAUGAUAAAGUGAACUGUCAUGUAUUGCUGGAAACACAACUAUUCUCUUUAUGAAAUGAUUGCUCCCUUGAGGUUUUCUCUGGAUAAUUAUCGUAGUUGCAAACACUUUAUACAGUAAAAGUUAUGGAAACAAAGAAUGAUUUAACCUCUUUAAUUUAAAAGACACACCUGAUGGUCACUGAGUUAUAAGGAAGUCAUGUGAGCUAAGAAAUAAUAAUUACACUAUAAAGUACAGUUAAAUAGAGAGGCUGCACUACCUUUAUGUUUACAACAUGAUGUGAUUCACUAACAUGUUUUUGCUUGCCAUCUACAUACUGUAGCUGUUGUUAUCUGCACUCCAAACUUUAAUGUCUGCCUUUUUAUUUUUUAUUUUGCACAUGUGUUUUUUUAUCUGUUUUGCUCUGUACAUUUUUACACUGCUCUUUUCAAUGUGAAUAUUUUUAUUUUUUAAAAGUCCAUGUGUUGUUACUCUGGAUUCUGAUGCAUUGUGUGUGUCACUCCAUCUAAUUAAAGUACCAGUAGGAUUGA